This is a messenger RNA of Pocillopora meandrina, 431 nucleotides long. The record is from the annotation of a GenBank genome assembly. Lineage: Eukaryota; Metazoa; Cnidaria; Anthozoa; Scleractinia; Pocilloporidae.
AUGCCUCAACCUAAAACUGAGAGACUUCUUAUCGCAUUUCUACACAGGUGUGCUGUAAUUCAAAUCUUGUCUCCCAGCCAUGUUCGAAUGUGGCAUUGAGCUGUUGUAGUCUGACUCCAUUUCAACCAUGAAAUCAGUUGUGCUGCGCUCGACAGGUCGCCUACAGACCAACGGGUAUCAGGUCCCGCGCUGCUGUAACAACUGGCCUGUUACAUUCAUAUGACCCAUCGAAACAGGUAACUCUAAAGCGUAGGGUCUAUAGGUUAAGUCUUAGACACCAUAGUCGAUUGGACUUUGCUCUCUCGAUAAGAGGGGUCUCUUAGAAGAGCCCAUUUAGUUCAUUUUUGGCAUUUGCUGUUUUGCUCAGGCAGUGGGCUGAGACCCAAGGUGUAGAGAGAAGUGGAGUGUCAAAAGCAGUUGGCUUGAGAUAG